Molecule: messenger RNA, 1177 nt
Organism: Cannabis sativa
Lineage: Eukaryota; Viridiplantae; Streptophyta; Magnoliopsida; Rosales; Cannabaceae
Product: protein yae1
Exons: 5
Coding region: 247-894 (215 amino acids)
Source: RefSeq, a predicted model, not a curated record
UGCAAGAAAAGAGAAGAUAGAUAGUAGAUACAAAGUAGUAUUAUGCAUAUGCACACAGCUAAUCAUUUAAAUGAAACAAUAAAGAGAGGAUAUUAUUUUUCUCUCAUAUAUCUCUAAAUCUGUGACUGAAUUCCUCACCGGCAAACGCCGACCACCGCCGCAUCGUCUCCCAUAGUCGCCUGAACCAACCCUCCUCCACUCCCUCGCCUUUUCACUCUCAUUCAUAUUCAUAUUCAGCAGCUAAAAAUGAAUGGAAGUUUUGCUGAAGAGCUAUACUCAGAAAGCUUAAAGUUAUCGAAAAUAGAAUUGGAUUCUACUUCUAGUACCAAAAAUCAAGCUUUGGAUUUUCAAGAUUCUGACAGGGAUGCUUCAUUGCUUGAUGAUGAAUCUUUAUGGAAUGGUUCUGAUGUGGAAUUGGAUAAAUCAUCCGAUCUGGACAGGGAAUGGCAACAGCGACGUGACCAAUUUCAUACGAUGGGAUAUCGAGAUGGCGUUAUAGCUGGAAAAGAAGCUGCUGCACAAGAGGGAUUCAAUAUUGGGUUUAAACAAUCAGUCCCCGUCGGAUACAACUGGGGCGUUGUUAGAGGUGUUACAAGUGCGGUGGCGUUACUUCCAGAAGGAUUGAAGGAAAAAUUGAUUGAAACCGAAGAAAAGAGAAACCAAUUUCAGAAAUUGUAUAAAUCCGUGCAAUCCCUUUCGACCAAGGAUGCUCUUAGACUGUUUAAUGAUGCUAUUGUGGCUGAAAGAAAUAGAGAACAGGUUGGAAAUGCUGAGAUUAGUUCAACAGAUGAAAUUGAAAAUCAGCUAGAAAGUUACUAUAGAGAGCUUCAAUCACUUGUUUUGGGAUCUCCUUUAAUCAAUCUACAGUUAAAAGAGCAAGGUACCAUUCCAUGAGAUCAGAUCAGAUCUGUACUCUUUUCCUUUGUGUUCUGCAUUUGAAUUUUCGGGUUGUACUGAAAUGUCUAUUAAGUUUUUCUCAUGGAUUUAUUUUCUCAUUUCAUUAGUUUCUUUUGUAUGUAAUUUUCAUUAUAAUGAUUGUAUAGUUUAUAUAGUUCUUUAGAUAAAAUUAAUUGAACAUGAAAAGUUGUUAUGAAUGUUCCCUAACCAUAACACCAGAAAUUAUGUUGGGACAUUCAAUUUAAAUCCAAAAUAAUUAAGUCAAAAUACUAUUGCAUCA